GUGGUUUUGAUUAGUUGGCCGAGGCAAUGAGUUUGUCCCUUCCCUUGCAAUCGAGGCAAUGAGUUUGUCCCUUCCCUUGCAAUCGAGUUCGAUUUAAUUAGGAGCGUUUUCUUUUUAGUUGGUCCAGAACAAAAAAGAUAUCAGAGACGACAUGUCGUUUAUGUCUUUAAAGUCGACCACGUCUUUUCUCUUCGAAAGAAUUUUGCUUAAACCCUCAAAACCCUCAUCAGUGCCACCUUUAGCCAGUCGCUAGGGCACAACUCUCUCUCUGGCGAGUUGCAUCGAUUUGUGAAAAAUGAAUAACCUGAAGUUGUAUUCGGAGGUCUCGUUGAAUCUCCAGUUACAGUCGAAAGAGGAGCUUAUACUCUUCUCCGCCUUCGAUAUCGAGCAGAAUCGCUUGUUCUUCGCUUCUUCCUCCAAUAACAUUUACGCCACUCACCUUUCUUCUAUCCAGCAUGAAAGAGCAUGGAGCAGAACCUCAAUAUGUGCACAAGUUCAUCAAAUUGAAUUGGAGCCUGAGGACUUCAUCACUUCCUUUGGUUACCUAAUGGAGAAAGAAGCGCUCUUGGUGGGUACAAGUAAUGGGCUUCUGCUUCUGCAUUCUGUGGAUGAUAAUGACACCCAAAUCGUCGGUGGAGUGGAUGGCGGCGUCAAGUGCAUUGCGCCUAGUCCAGAUGGAGACCUUCUUGCCAUAACUACUGGUUCUGGGCAGAUACUGGUAAUGACUCAGGAUUGGGAUUUGUUGUACGAGACCGCACUUGAGGAUCUUCCGGAAGAUGUCAACCACGUAUGUGAAACACAAUUUGAAAGCUCCAUUUCCUGGCGAGGUGAUGGGAAAUACUUUGUCACACUAAGUGAGGUGCUGGAUUCGACAUCCUUGCAUAAGAGGCUUAAAAUUUGGGAGCGACAUUCGGGUGCAUUACAUGCUGUUUCAGAAUCAAAGUCAAUGGGAUCAGUUGUCGACUGGAUGCCCAGUGGAGCAAAAAUUGCAGCCGUGUAUGAUAGGAAAUCAGAAAAUGAGUGUCCCUCAAUAGUUUUCUUUGAGAGGAACGGGUUAGAAAGGAGCUUGUUUAGCAUUAAUGAGGAAACAAAUGCAACCAUAGAAUUUCUCAAGUGGAAUUGCAGUUCAGAUCUUCUUGCUGCCAUUGUCAGAUGUGACAAUUAUGACUGUGUCAAGGUAUGGUAUUUCAGUAACAACCACUGGUACUUAAAAUCUGAAGUUAGAUACCCAAGACAGGAUGGAGUGAGGUUUGUUUGGAAUCCAACAAAGCCAUUGCAGUUAUUGUGUUGGACUCUCGGAGGCCAGAUUACAUCGUAUGACUUCAUAUGGAAUUCAGCUGUGAUGGAUGACUCAACCGCACUAGUAAUUGAUGACUCCAAGAUACUUGUAACCCCCCUUUCUUUGUACCUAAUGCCACCUCCCAUGUACAUUUUCAGCCUUAAAUUCCCAAGUGCUGUACGGGACUUGGCUUACCAUUCCAAGAAUUCUAAGAACUGUUUGGCUGCUUCUCUGUCAGAUGGUUGUUUAUGUGUCGUAGAGCUUCCGGCCACUGAUUCUUGGGAAGAACUAGAAGGCAAAGAAUUUUCCGUUGAAGCAUCUGUUUCUGAAUCACCAUUUGGUUCUUUAUUGCAUCUGAUAUGGUUGGACCCACAUAAAAUUCUUGCUGUUUCGCACUAUGGAUUCAGUCAUAGUAAAUACGUAUCUCAAACUUCAUCAAGUGAGGAUGGCGCCGGUUUUUAUUUGCAGGAAAUUGAGCUUAUAUGCUCCGAGGAUCAUGUCCCAGGAUCAGUGACAUGCUCAGGCUGGCAUGCCAAAGUUUCCAGCCAAAACUCUCUAGAAGAGAUGAUUAUUGCAAUUGCUCCUAAUCCUGCUCGGAAAGGUUCAGCAUUUGUUCAAUUUGAUGGUGGAAAGGUUUCCGAGUAUGUUCCAAAGUUGGGCAUCACCAGAGGGGUUCCAAAACACAAUUGGAGUUUCUCAUCAACUUGCCCUUCUAUGAGUGUGGUUCUAGUUGGAAACAGUGGGUCAUUGGAACCUUUACUUUUUGGACUUGAGGACAGUUGUAGGUUGCACGUUAGUGGGAAGAUAAUAUGCAACAACUGCAGCAGUUUCUCAUUCUACUCAAAUUUGGAUGACCAAGUGACCACGCAUUUAAUUUUGGCAACUAAGCAGGAUUGUCUUUUUAUUGCUGACAUAACAGAUAUAUUGCACAGAGAGCUGGAAAUAAAAUUUGAGAACCCCAUACAAGCUGGUAGCAAGAAACGAGAAGAUAAUAGAAACUUCAUAACCAUAUGGGAAAGAGGUGCUAAAAUUAUUGGUGUCCUGCAUGGAGAUGAAGCUGCUGUUAUAUUGCAAACAACUCGGGGAAAUAUAGAAUGCAUUUAUCCAAGAAAAUUGGUCCUGGCCUCUAUUUGCAAUGCAUUGGUCCAGAGGCGUUUUAGAGAUGCACUUCUCAUGGUGAGGCGGCAUAGAAUAGAUUUCAAUGUCAUUGUUGACUAUUGUGGUUUGCAAGUGUUUCUCCAAUCAGCUUCAGAAUUUGUCAAGCAGGUUAAUAAUUUGAACUACAUAACUGAGUUUGUUUGUGCCAUAAAGAAUGAAAACAUUAUAGAGACACUAUAUAAAAGUUUUAUCUCUCUACCUUUCCCAAAAGAAGCUAAAGAUGUGCAAUCUCAAGACUCCAAGGGUUUUGAUUCUAAUAACAAGAUAUCUUCUGUGCUUCUGGCCAUAAGGAGGGCUCUUGAGGAACAAUUACCACAAGUUCCUGCAAGGGAGCUUUGCAUUUUAACCACUCUAGCUCGAAAUGAACCCCCUGCACUUGAUGAAGCUUUGGAGAGAAUAAAAGAUAUCCGUGAAAUGGAAUUGUCAGGUUCCAAUGACCAGAAAAGAAUGUCUUACCCCUCUGCCGAAGAGGCUUUGAAGCAUCUUCUAUGGUUAUCUGAUUCUGAAUCUGUUUAUGAGGCUGCUUUAGGCCUUUAUGAUUUGAACCUUGCAGCUAUGGUGGCAUUGAACUCUCAGCGGGACCCUAAAGAAUUUCUUCCUUUUCUCCAAGAAUUGGAAUGCAUGCCGGUUACUUUAAUGCGCUAUAACAUUGACCUAAAGCUGCACAGGUUUGAGAAAGCUCUCAAGCACAUUGUUUCUGCAGGAGACACUUGUUAUGCAGAUUCUAUGAACCUGAUGAAGAAAAAUCCUCGACUUUUCCCCUUGGGACUUCAACUGAUUGCUGAUCCUGCCAAGAAGAGGCAAGUCCUCGAGGCCUGGGGAGAUCAUCUUAGUGAUGAAAAAUGCUUUGAGGAUGCUGCUGCAACUUAUUUGUGCUGUUCCAGUUUGGAGAAGGCUUUGAAGUCAUACCGUGCUUGUGGUAAUUGGAGUAAGGUGCUAACAGUUGCUGGGAUUCUAAAACUGGGUGAAGAUGAGAUAAUGCAACUCGCUCAUGAGCUUUGUGAAGAACUUCAAGCUCUUGGUAAACCAAGUGAAGCAGCCAAAAUUGCGCUGGACUAUUGUGGUGAUGUUAACAACGGGAUGAAUUUGUUGAUUAGUGCAAGGGACUGGGAGGAGGCCUUGAGAAUCGCUUUAAUGCACAAUAGACAGGAUUUGAUCUCUGAUGUGAAGAAUGCAUCCUUGGAAUGUGCAAGCUUGCUUGUCGGUGAAUAUGAGGAAGGUGUGGAGAAAGUAGGGAAGUACUUGGCUCGCUACUUAGCUUUGCGACAAAGAAGGUUACUUCUUGCUGCAAAACUCCAGUCAGAGGAACGGUCAAUGAACGAUCUUGAUGAUGAUACUGCUUCAGAGGCUAGCAGUAAUUUCAGUGGAAUGAGUGCUUACACCACUGGGACCAGGGACAGCUCUGUCACUUCCACCAGAUCAAGUGCAGCAAGCAAGGCAAGAGAUGCCAGGCGUCAGAGAAAAAGAGGAAAAAUCCGUGCUGGCAGUCCUGGCGAGGAAUUGGCUCUGGCAGACCACUUGAAGGGCAUGUCUCUAACCACUGGAGCGAUGUACGAGCUAAAAUCUUUAUUACAUUCGCUUGUGAUGCUUGGCGAGGUUGAAACUGCGAGGAAGCUGCAAAAGGCUGGGGAAAACUUGCAACUGUCUCACAUGGCAGCAGUCAGACUAACUGAAGAUACAAUAUCCAGUGAUAGCAUAGAUGAGCAUACACAGACUUUGGAUCACUACGCACAAAUUAUUAGAAGUGAAGUGCAGAACUCCGAGGCGUUCUUUUGGCGGUGUAAUGUAUUUGUUUCCCCUUAACAAGCGAGUUCGGUAACUCUCUAUUUACAAAAAUCUUUCGAGACGCAGCUUGGACAUGCUCGUUAUGCGGAUGAAAUGUGCAUGCGAGCAUGUGAAAAAGGACCAUUCUUUGAAGGUAGGCACUUCUGACAUUUCUUAGAAGUGAAGUGCAGAAGAACUCCGAGGUGUUCUUUUGGCGGUGUAACGUAUUUGUUUCCCCUUAACAAGCGAGUUCCAGAUUGAUACACAUAGAGAACUGUCAUCUGCUUGCUGUGUGUAGUUUUGCACGUGCUGGACUCUGGUUGCUGAAGAAGGGUAUAGGAGGAGGAAGAAAUAAAGAGAAGACAAUUCCAUCAAAGCAGCGACUGAUUCAACUCUUUUUUUUCCCUUUUUAUGUAUUGAAUCUUGUAUCAGCUACUUGAUUAUCUUUUACUCACUGUAAUAAACUAAUACCAUUACAAUUUAGGUUUUGUGACUUUAUAAAAUUAUAUUUCUUGUGAGGAAUUCAUGAGUUUUUGUAUUGCCUUCCAAUCGUGAAGAUAUGUAUAUAUAUAUAUGCUUGGAAAGUGAUUGGAAAAGUAAACAUGUUACUAACUGAAUGUAAUAUUCACGAUUGUUUUAUAAAAUUUU
Molecule: messenger RNA, 4849 nt
Organism: Prunus persica (peach)
Lineage: Eukaryota; Viridiplantae; Streptophyta; Magnoliopsida; Rosales; Rosaceae
Product: elongator complex protein 1
Exons: 5
Coding region: 296-4240 (1314 amino acids)
Biological process (GO): tRNA wobble base 5-methoxycarbonylmethyl-2-thiouridinylation
Cellular component (GO): elongator holoenzyme complex; cytosol
Molecular function (GO): protein binding; tRNA binding
Source: RefSeq, a predicted model, not a curated record